GGCGUGCGAGGGCCGUAGCCAGAGGAAGCAGGCAGGAAUAAAUACACGUGGUUGCGGGAGGCCGGCCCUUCUGGUUGAGCAGGGUGUAGAGUAACCUCGUGCUGACCUUAUCGGGACUGACAUUAGCUUCCCUCUCCCAGAUCAGCUGAGCAGGGUCAAACUGAGUUUUUGGAGAAGCAGCAGUUGGACAAACCCCUCCACCAUGGAAGACACUGCCAUUGGCUCUAGCCCCAAGACGAUGAUGUAGUUCGUAGUCCAAGAAAGAAUUCGGGGUCGUUGCUAGGCUUAUGAUUAUCAUACAGGAAAGAGCUCUGCCAUAAUUAAUAAGAACAUGCAGAUGAAGAUGCCAUAGAGUUUCUAGAGAUGAAAACCACCAUUACUAGCUGCGUGAUUCUGGUCUCUAGAGUUUGCAAUCAAAUGACGGCGAAUGCAAGAAGAAUACAAAGGCACUUGCCAGGCAGGGAAUGCUGUCUGUAAGGAGAGCUCACAUUGAGGGAGAGACAGCGACUGCUAAGUGAUGGCCGGAUAACUGAGGGUUUCUAACGACCCCUCCUGAUGAGUUGCUGAAAAACGAAAAAGAACAGAAGAAGGAGUGGCCAUGCUUGAGAACCCCCGAGCGCAUUCAUCCUGUCAACCCACUUGAGAAGCACAUCCAGGUGUAAAGAUGUCUUCUCGUACUGAUAUCCUAAAGAAGGAGCUGGAGGAAGAGCUGAAACUGAGCAGUGAAGACCUAAGGAGUCAUGCUUGGUACCAUGGGCCUCUCCCAAGACAGGAAUCAGAGCGGCUGCUGGAGUCAAAUGGCGACUUUCUGAUCCGUGAUUCCAUCUCUUCCCCGGGGGACUAUGUGCUGAGCUGUUCCGGCGCCGGCCAGUUAUUACAUUUUAAGAUCAUCGCGGUCUCUCUGCGCCCACGACGUGGAAUGGCACGGACGCUCUACCAGCUGGAGCAGGAUCAGUUUGAUAACAUCCCAGCUCUGGUUCGCUCCUAUGUGGGGGACAGAAGGAAGGUGUCGGAGUCUACAGGCGCAGUGAUAAUAAGUCCUGUGAACAGAUCCCUGCCGCUUAGAGCCCUGCACGAGAAACAUAACAGCCACAGCGGGGGAGACAGAGACCACAGGAGAAGUCUCAACAUGCCUGAGAGCAGCCUCCUUAGAACCAAGGACAGGUUUGGGAGUCAGCCAGGGAACUUGGACAUACUGAAGGAGAAACCUCUGCAGAGUGCUCAGUCGGACAGUAAUCUGCUCUCAGCAUUUACAGCGGAAGCAUUGACUCUUCCACAGAACCAAAUGCGUGUGCCCCUCUCCCCCCUUUUCCGCACUGGUAGUGACCCAGUCCUCCGGGCCAAAACACUUCCGGCCCCCAGUCUUGACCUAAAUGGCAACAGUGCCCUUCGGGGCUCAGACAGUCAGCUGCACUGCAAGGCACCCCCAAAACCCAUACGGGCCCCAUCCUUGCUGCUUCCAGAGCCCCCUGAUGAAGCCGACACAUACUCAGAGCUCAUCCCUCGUGUCCCUGUAAUCUUCAAGAGACCUGUGGACCACGGUAUAGCUGAAGAACGAUGGAAAAACCGUGUUCGGGCCACAGAGACCACUUUUGGCUUUCUGGAGUCUGAGGAAUCUCAAGGUGGGGUUGAUUCUGGUACCGGCCUUUUGGACAAUGCAAUUACUGUGACGGUGGUCCAUACAGUAGUGGCUGGUGAGGAGGAGGAGGAUCCAUUUGUCCGACCACAAAUACAAACCAUCUCUUCCUAUCAGCCCAAAGCCUUCCAGUCUCUUCUGCUCUCUCCCGAAAACAAACCACUGGAGCCGGCCGCCCUGCGUAAGCUGAAAGAAAUUGUGAGCCAAAAGGACUGCAAGGAGAGCGCCCUUCAUAUCUUGCGAGAGGACUGCCAGGAAAUUCGAAUUUGGGGUGUUACCCCUGAGCAGCAGAGGAUGAUGGGAGUUCAGUCAGGGCUGGAGCUGUUAACAUUACCGUAUGGGCAGCAGCUGAGACGAGAUCUUCUAGAAAGGCACCACCUCCUAUGCCUCGGGGUAGCAGUGGAUAUCUUGGGUUGCACAGGAGCUGUCUCAGAACGGGCGCACACACUCCAUCGCAUUAUUCAGCUGGCGGUGGAGCUGCGAGACCAUGCGGGGGACCUCUUUGCCUUCUCUGCUGUUAUGAAAGCCCUGACCCUCCCCCAAGUUGCACGCCUGGAGCAGACAUGGCAGACACUACAGCAAAUUCACACCCAAAGUGCCAUAACCUUCCAAAAGCAACUGAAGCCGGCCCUCAGGGAACUGGAUGAGUGUAUUGCGCUGCCCCCAGCCAGUGAUAUUGUGGUGCCCCACAUUGUGCCAGUGCUUCGGGCCAUGGAAGGAGAAGAUGAUGGAGGGGGGCCCAUGGAAGAAAGCUGUGCACGGCUACUCAGAGUCCUGCAGGCAGCAAGAUCUUAUGCAGCGAAUGCAGAGUUGCACAGGAAAAAUGCAGAGGACAAGUUGCAAGGACAUACCCCUCUCCCAGAGCUACGGGAGGCUUUUCAGACAGAAUUCUCACUGAGGUUAUUUUGGGGGAGUAAAGGUGCCAGCGUGGAGCAAAAAGAGAGGUACAGGAAAUUUGACCAGAUUCUCAGUGUUUUAUCCCAAAAGCUGGAACCAGAGAGGGACAGGAGCAAGCUGGUGAGCAGUGUGUAUGGAGCUGCGUUUUAGGGUGUCCCGAGACACCCCACCUGCGACUUAUCUGUACAACAAGCAGGAAGUUGAAACUGUACGGCUGUUCCCUUUAACUGCCGGGACCAAUGUCAAUCAUCAGUGAUUAUUUGGAAGGCAAGUCUCACUACAAACGUCCAAGUUGGCAUCUGGCAAGGAGGCGUUUGGUACUUGUGAGCCAAAUGUUAUCAUGACGGGCAACGCAAGGCUGGAGAAGCUGCUGAUUGGCAUGAAUGCCACCCACGGGUCAGUAGAUUUUAUGGUGACAAGAAAGAGGAGCUGACAGUUACUCCUCCACCUGCCGACCCCUCUUUCUCUCCCAGGCAUUAUUGCUCGUAGAAUAGUGUUUUUGGCACAGUCUGCCCGUAAUGCAGCUGAUUACAAACUGGCGAGCCAGCCAAAUGCUCUAAUAGAUUGCCUGAUGGCCGGUGCAGUCAAUAAACAUAUUCCGGGCUCCAUUCUUUAGUGGGGAAUAUGUGCUGCAUUCUAUUGGGCAAAGGCAAUCAGAGGUUUGCUUUCAUCGCUCAACCUGCAGAUUUCUGGAAAAAGCCACUCACUGAUUGGUUGCUAUGGGUUACUGCCCAGGUGUAAAAUUUGCCCGCUGUUUAUAAAUGAGCCUCUGUGCCUUUAUUCAAGCUGUGAAGAAUCUACUGUACACUGUAUUCACCGCAACACUGCAGGGUUUAUUUACUAAGCUAAUUGAGCUAAUUGCCCCAGAAUAAAGGGGCAGCCAAUAAGCAGCAUCCGCUAUACCAUGCACCAAUACGGGCACCUGCUUUGUAUUAAUUAUGCCCAAACAGGUGCAAAGGGAUUGCAAGUGGGAUGGCGUCACUUAAAGGGGAACUAUUGCGAAAAUGAAAAUGUAAUAUUAGCUUCAGGAUACUGAAAUGAGAAACUUUCUAAAUACA
Xenopus laevis (African clawed frog) is the source of this 3591-nucleotide messenger RNA. Its product is annotated as breast cancer anti-estrogen resistance protein 3 homolog. Lineage: Eukaryota; Metazoa; Chordata; Amphibia; Anura; Pipidae. The coding region runs from base 665 to 2683 and encodes 672 amino acids. The transcript has 15 exons. The record is from RefSeq and is a predicted model, not a curated record.